Neospora caninum is the source of this 621-nucleotide messenger RNA. RefSeq names its product putative rar1. The record is from RefSeq and is a predicted model, not a curated record. The transcript has 7 exons. The coding region runs from base 1 to 621 and encodes 206 amino acids. NCBI's taxonomy places the organism in Eukaryota, Apicomplexa, Conoidasida, Eucoccidiorida, Sarcocystidae.
AUGGCACAAGACGAGAGUCCUUCCUAUGGACAGAAUCUGCUGAAGUGCACUCGCCCAGGAUGUGGAAAAAGUUACACCGAAGCAGAAAAUGAUGAAGGAAGUUGCAUUCAUCAUGCGGCAAUGCCGAUCUUUCACGACGGCGUGAAGAGGUGGCCUUGUUGUGAUGCAGAGGCCUGGGACUGGACAGACUUCAUGGCAAUUAAAGGUUGUUCCGUCGGCAAGCAUACAUAUGUGAAGCCUUCCAGGCCUCCACCAGUCGCUGCCUCCCCUGCACCAGCGCAGCCUGAGGUUGUGAAGGAUAUCGAAGAAUUUAACCGGCGACAAAAGGAGGAGGAGGAGGCAAAGAAACGCCUGAAGGAAGCAGAAGCGUCGAAACCACAAACUCCUCUGGUGACUCCCGAAGGGAAUUACAAAUGCAGCAACAAGGGAUGCAACAAAGAGUACUCGCCGAACACAAAUUCACCAACGGCCUGCAAAUAUCACCCUGGGCAACCAGUGUUUCGGGACUGCAUGAAGUCGUGGACGUGCUGUCAAGCGAAGAGUUACGAUUGGGACGAAUUCAUGAAAAUCGAGCCCUGUCAGACAGGGCCGCACAUCCCGAAAAUGGUUCCUCAGUCAUAG